Messenger RNA from Merops nubicus (carmine bee-eater), 989 nucleotides. Its product is annotated as glutamate receptor ionotropic, kainate 3. Gene Ontology annotation, cellular component: presynaptic membrane; postsynaptic membrane; kainate selective glutamate receptor complex. NCBI's taxonomy places the organism in Eukaryota, Metazoa, Chordata, Aves, Coraciiformes, Meropidae. The record is from RefSeq and is a predicted model, not a curated record. Gene Ontology annotation, molecular function: kainate selective glutamate receptor activity; transmitter-gated monoatomic ion channel activity involved in regulation of postsynaptic membrane potential. The transcript is spliced from 6 exons. The annotation marks the transcript as partial. Gene Ontology annotation, biological process: synaptic transmission, glutamatergic; modulation of chemical synaptic transmission.
GAGGGAUCUUUGAGUACGCAGAUGGCCCCAACACCCAGCUCAUGAGUGCUGAGGAGCAAGCCUUCAGAUUUUCUGCCAAUAUUAUUAAUAGAAACAGAACUUUGCUGCCUAACACAACACUGACCUACGACAUUCAGAGGAUACACUUUCAUGACAGCUUUGAAGCAACUAAGAAAGCCUGUGACCAGCUCGCACUGGGGGUCGUAGCAAUAUUUGGACCUUCCCAAGGCUCCUGUACCAACGCUGUCCAGUCUAUUUGCAAUGCCCUGGAAGUCCCCCACAUACAGCUCCGAUGGAAGCACCACCCUUUGGAUAACAAGGACACUUUCUACGUCAACCUCUACCCCGACUACGCCUCCCUUAGCCACGCCAUUCUGGACCUGGUGCAGUACCUGAAGUGGAGGUCAGCCACUGUGGUUUAUGAUGACAGCACAGGCCUCAUACGGCUGCAAGAGCUCAUCAUGGCCCCGUCGAGGUACAACAUCCGGCUGAAGAUCCGGCAGCUCCCGCUGGACACGGACGACGCCCGCCCGCUGCUGAAGGAGAUGAAGCGGGGCAGGGAAUUCCGCAUCAUCUUCGACUGCAGCCACCUGAUGGCAGCUCAGAUCCUCAAGCAGGCCAUGGCAAUGGGAAUGAUGACAGAAUACUACCACUUCAUCUUCACCACUCUGGAUCUUUAUGCAUUAGACCUAGAACCAUAUCGCUACUCUGGGGUGAACCUGACCGGCUUCCGGAUCCUCAACGUGGAGAACCCGCACGUCUCCUCCAUCAUCGAGAAGUGGUCCAUGGAGCGGCUGCAGGCGGCGCCCAAGGCGGAGCUGGGCCUGCUGGACGGCGUGAUGAUGACAGACGCUGCCCUGCUGUACGACGCCGUGCACGUGGUCUCCGUCUGCUACCAGCGCGCCCCUCAGAUGACCGUGAACUCCCUGCAGUGCCACCGGCACAAAGCCUGGAGGUUCGGUGGCCGCUUCAUGAAUUUUAUCAAAGAG